AUGCACCAUGGGAGUGGUCCGCAAAAUGCACAGCGCCAGCUCCAGAGGUCCCGAUCCUUCACCGGCAGCGAGAGCGAAGAUCAGCAGGCCAACUUGCCACACUCUCCGGCCCCUUCUUUUGCUCCUUCGGCCAGCCCUUCGGCGCCUCAGUCUCCCAGCUACCAAAUCCAGCAGUUUAUCAUGAGCCGGAGCCCAGUAGCAGGGCAAAACGUGAACAUCACCCUGCAGAAUGUGGGACCUGUUUCUACCACCAACCAGCAGAUCACCCUCACCCCGUUGCCAAUCCCGAGCCCGACUUCCCCUAGCUUUCAGUUCAGCCCUCAACAAAGACGGUUCGAGCAUGGCUCCCCCUCCUAUAUCCAGGUCACCUCUCCGUUGCCACCUCAGGUUCAGUCGCAGAGCCCCACACAGCCCAGCCCGGUCUCCGUUCAGACCAUUUCAAGUGUUCGAGCAGGCACCCCAGGGCCCGGCUUGGGCAUGUGCAGCCAGAGCCCCACGCGGGGCUUCGUGGACGCCAGCGUGUUGGUGAGGCAGAUCAGCUUGAGCCCUUCGAACGGCGGACACUUUGUGUAUCAAGAAGGGUCCGGCCUCACUCAGAUAGCUCAAAGCGGCACGGCCCAGGUCCAGCUUUCAUCCUCCGGCGCCUCGGUCACAGCCCGAGAACGCAGGCUCUCCCAGCCCCAUUCUCAGACCGGAGGCACCAUCCAUCAUCUCGGACCUCAGAGCCCUGUGGCUAGCGGAGGAAAUAUCCAAGCGUUACCUAACCCUGGUCACAUCACCACUAACAACCUGCCGCCCCAGAUCAGCAAUAUUAUCCAAGGAAUGCAGCAGCAGCAGCAGCAACAACAAGGACAGCCCUUGAACAGACCUUUGGGAUUUGAUAGGACUUCUGCCGGAUUAAUCGCCGGGGUCGGAGGCCCUGCUUUCGGCAUCACUUCCCCACCGCCUCCCACAAGUCCUUCCCGGGCGAGCAUCCCUCAGGGGCUCACCGGCCUCCCGCUGGGCCCCUCGGUCUGUGCCGUGGUGAAAAAGGCCAAGAAAGUGGAGGAAAUCCCCCCCGCCACUCCCGAAGCCGCGCAGAUGAGGAAGCAGUGUCUGGAGCAUCACCUCAAGCAGAUGGAGGCUUUGAAAGAUGCUUUCAAAGAGUACUUGGUUGAGUUGUUUUUCUUGCAACACCUGCAAGGGAAUAUGAUGGACUUCCUGGCCUUCAGGAAAAAGCACUGCCUGCCGUUGCAAGCCUACCUUCGGCAGAACGACUUGGAUCUGGAGGAGGAGGAAGAAGAAGAACAAUCUGAAGUCAUCAACGAUGAGGUAAAGGUUGUGACAGGCAAGGAUGGGCAGACUGGUACUCCUGUUGCUAUAGCAACCCAGCUUCCUCCAAAUGUGUCUGCUGCUUUUUCAAUUCAGCAGCAACCAUUUCAGCAGGUGCAUGCAGGGACUCCAGUAACUGGAACGGUGAAUGCGAUAGAAAUUGAAGCCUUUAAGAGACAACAAGCACUUACAUCAGCAGAUUCGUCUAAGAGAGCCCGAAUUGACGUGGGCCGUCACGGGAUGGUUUUUCAGCAUCCAGGCGUGGCCUCGGGAGUCCCUCUUCAACAGCUCAUGCCAACUGCACAAGGUGGAAUGCCUCCUACCCCUCAGACUGUGCAGCUGACGGGUCAGAAGCAGAGCCAGCAGCAGUAUGAUCCUUCUAAAGGUCCCCCGGUGCAGAAUGCAGCCAGUCUCCACACCCCACCGCCUCAGCUGCCCGGUAGACUGCAGUCAAGCAACGUGCCCAUCACCUCUCUUCCACCAACGCUGCAGCUGGCGCCCCAAGCAACUCAGAUGAAUGACCCGCCGGUGCAGCAAGCGGCGAUUCACGUGAAGGCUCAGCCCCAAAGCGUUACGGUCACUGCUGCUGCUGCUGUGUCCCAUGGCCAGGUCCAAGCACCAUCCCAGCCACAAGUGCAGCCGACGGCGCAUGGGCCGGGACAGAUGGCCCCCUCCCAGGUGGUGCCCUCUCAAGCUCCAGCCCCACAGCAGAUCACAACCCUGGCUCGUCCCUCCUCCGACUCUAACCAAAACUCCCAGCGUAUUUCAGCAAGUGUGGUUCCUCCUACCUCAAGCAACCCGCCAACUUCUGUUGCCAAUUCUGCGCCACAAACUACGCACUCAGCCCAAGCCAACCGAUCCUCGCCAGGGACAAAUAAAUCAGCCUCUCCCGUUGCCGCCAAACCCCCAGGGCUGGCAGUGGCAGCAGCACCCAAAACUCAGAACACAGCACAAAACACCACAGCAGCCCUGCCCCAGGACAGCGCACACGAGAAGUUGGCUGAGCAAGUGAAGUUGGAAAACCACGUUCACCAACGCAUCGCGGAGCUGAGAAAAGAAGGCUUAUGGUCUCUGAGACGGCUACCAAAACUUCAGGAGGCCCCCAGGCCCAAAUCUCAGUGGGAUUAUCUCCUGGAGGAGAUGCAGUGGAUGGCAACAGAUUUUGCCCAAGAAAGACGAUGGAAGAUGGCCACUGCCAAGAAGAUGGUCAGGACAGUGGCCCGCUACCACGAAGAGAAGCACCUCAACGCAGAGAGGGUUAAGAAGGAAGAGAAGACCAAACUAAGGCGCAUCGCUGCUACAAUUGCCAGAGAAAUAGAAUAUUUCUGGUCGAAUAUCGAACAGGUGGUAGAAAUAAAGCUGCAGAUUGAAUUUCAAGAGAAAAGGAGGAAAGCGUUGAACUUAAAGAGGCGUGCAAAGAAAGGUAAAGAUUCGAGACAUUUAGAGGAUCUCCUUCUGGAAAAAGAAAACAACUUGGGUUCGUGGUCCCGUAGAAGAAAGAGAAAAGCAAGCACGUCCCUCACGGAUGACGAAGUGGAAGAUGAGGAGGAGACAAUAGAAGAGCAGGAGACGAAAGAAGGGAAGGUUAACCACCAACUGGAGCUGUCCACACUGGCGAAGGAAGCUGAGCUGCCUUUGGAUGAUUUGAUGAAGAUGUACGAAGGAGCCUUUGCUGAUAACUUCCACUGGCCAAAGCCGGAAGACGAGAUGAGCGAAGAAGAAAUGGAAGAUCACCUAGCCGAGAGGGAAUUCUUUCCAAAGGAGGUCAUCUCAAUCGACUCCCUACUCAGCAUCGAUCAGUACAAGGGGGCCGAGAGAAUGAUGCCCGGGAAGAACCGCGGGCGAGACAUAGCCGAAGUGGCGGCCACGGCAGAGGUCCUACUGCCGAAAGGCAGCGCCCGGAUCACCACUGCGGUCAAAUACAACACGCCUCCCCUCUUGUACGGCUCCCUCCGAGAGUAUCAGAAGAUUGGCCUGGAUUGGUUGGCCAAGUUGUACAAGAAGAAGCUGAACGGCAUCUUGGCCGACGAAGCCGGCCUCGGGAAGACGGUGCAGGUCAUCGCCUUCUUCGCCCACCUGGCCUGCAACGAAGGGGAUUGGGGUCCUCACCUGGUCGUCGUCCGGAGUUGUCACAUUCUGAAGUGGGAGCUGGAGCUCAAGCGUUGGUGCCCUGGUCUCAAACUCCUGCUCUACAUUGGUACCCAGCGAGAACUAAGAAUGAAAAGACAGGAGUGGACGGAGCCCAACAGUUUUAACGUCUGCAUCACCUCCUACAAGCAGCUCUUCAAGGGCCACCAAGCCUUCAUGAAGAUACGAUGGAAGUACCUCAUUGUGGAUGAGAUGCAGCAGAUCAAGAACAUGACGGAGAAGCACUGGGAAGCCCUCUUCCACCUUCGCAGUCAGUACCGCUUACUCCUGAUCGAUACCCCUCUGCACAACACCUUGAUGGAACUGUGGACCAUGGUGCACUUCCUGAUUCCAGGAAUCUCCAAAGCUUAUCUGGAUUUCCCCGUGAAAGCUGCCAACGAGGAGAACCAAGACUAUUGCCAUAAGCUGGUCAUCAGGCUGCACCGGAUGAUCCAGCCGUUUAUUUUGCGCAGAUCCAAACGGGAUGUCGAAAAACAGCUGACCAAGAAGUACGAACACGUGCUCAAGUGCCGGCUUUCAAACAGGCAGAAAGUGAUGUACGAAGACGUCAUUCUCCAACCCGAGACCCAAGACGCUCUGAAAAGCGGGCAUUUCGUCAGCGUCCUUCACGUCUUGAUGCAGCUGCAGAAGAUCUGCAACCACCCGGAUCUGAUCAACCCCCGGCUGUGUGGCUCCUCUUACGUUUCAGAGGCGUUGCAGUACGCAACGGCCUCGCUGGCCUUCACAGCGGUAGAAAGCAACCUGUGGAAGACGCUUGGGUUUUGCUUAGGACUCCCAAGAGAACUUUAUGGAAAAAUCAUCACAGCACCCAACCGUUCUUUUUUUCCCCCCUCCAGAUUGUUCCAACCUGUUCAUUAUGGGCAAAAACCUGAAGGGAAGAUGGUGACCUUUCCUAGCGCUCAAGUGCAACGGGCCACCAGCGCGGCUACGGUUGCCCAACAGGCCCAAGGGCGAGGGAGAUCUCCCAUGACUACGGUAACUGCCAGCCAAGCCGCCGUUGCCGUCUCCUCUGCUGCAACCGCAGCAGCAGCAGCAGCACAAUUGCAGACGGCCCCGUCUUCCUCCGGUGCUCCUCCACCACCACCACCACCUCCUCCUCUUCCUCUUCCUCCUCCGAGACAUCAGCCAGCAAUGACCUUCGCCACCGCAACUAGCCCAGCCCAUCCAGUGAAACUGCGGGGCCAGGCUACCACCCAAGGCCUCCAGCUAGGGCAGGCCCAGCCACAGGCCCCCCCACCCACCAUCCAACAGAGUGUCCUGCCUCAGAGGCUCGUGUUAACCAGUCAGGCACAGGCUCGGUUACCCAGUGGUGAAGUGGUCAAAAUAGCCCAGCUGGCUUCCAUUGCAGGGGCCCAAGGCCGGAUCGCGCAGCCGGAGACGCCGGUGACGCUGCAGUUCCAGGGGAACAAAUUCACUCUGUCGCACAGUCAACUCCGCCAGCUGACCGCGGGACAGCCUCUGCAGCUGCAAGGCAGUGUCCUGCAAAUCGUUUCGGCUCCGGGUCCCCAGUAUCUCAGGCCCCAGGGCCCUGUGGUGGUUCAGACAGUGCCCCAGCCUGGGAGUGUCCAAAACUCUCUGAACGCACUGGGGAACCAGCAUCCGGUGGGCUUGCAGACCUCGGCAGGAGCUCAGCCAGGAAGAAGCCUGGGGGCCAGUUUGGCGUCGGGAGACUCUGCUUCAUCCCUGAAGUCUGGCAUUCAUGGCGGACACUCCCAGGAGUCGUUUGAGGAGAAAAACCGGCUUCUGAAAGAGCGCUUGGACAGGAUCUUUUCUUGCAACGAGCGGCGUUGCUCCAGGGCACCCGUCUACGGCAAGGACCUCCGUAGGGUUUGCUCCCUGGUGGGCGACUCCAACACGACCCCUCAGUUCUCCACCGUGGCCAGCAAAUGGAGGUGGGCUGGCUUUGUCAACUGCCGUCUCUCCAGAGAUCAUCAAGACCCUCUUCAAGGCUUGACCCGGCAGCUGGAACAGCAGCAGCAGUCCUUGAGGGACACCAUCAGCAGGGCCCUCUGCGUGUUGCCCGCUGCCGUGGCCGCUCCUCCGUCUUUGCACAUGGCGAGGCUUCCCCCCGUUUAUCGCCAUCGGAUGAAACUCCUCCGGCACAACCUGAGGGAGAAGACGCUGCCUUGCCUGAACCAGCUUCAUCAGCUGACCAUGCCCCGGCUGCUUCCGUUUCCUGACCUCCGUCUAAUCCAGUACGAUGCAGGGAAAUUGGAAGCCCUGGCGGUCUUACUGCAGAAGCUGAAGUCGGAAGGGCGAAGGGUGCUGAUCUUGUCCCAGAUGAUGCUCAUGUUGGACAUCUUGGAACGGUUCCUCAACUUCCAUUUCCUCACCUACGUGAGAAUCGACGAAUGUGCAAACCAGGAGGAGCGCCAGGAGCUGAUGAAAACCUUCAACCGAGACAAACGUCUCUUCUGCGCCAUCCUCUCUUCCCACAGCCGCUCCACGGGCGUCAACCUUGUGGAGGCCGACACCGUUGUGUUUUACGACAACGAUUUAAACCCGGUGAUGGAAGCCAAAGCUCAGGAGUGGUGCGAUCGGAUUGGCCGGUGCAAGGACAUCCACAUUUACAGGCUGGUCAGUGGGAACUCGGUGGAAGAGAAACUCUUAAAAAAUGGGACCAAGGAUCUGAUCCGAGAAGUAGCUGCUCAGGGAAACGAGUACUCCAUGGCCUUUCUAACGCAGCAAACAAUUCAGGAACUUUUUGAAGUUCACUCACCGAUGGAGGAUUCGGGCUUCCGGGUGAAAGCCGAAGAAUUCGUCAUGCUGUCGCAAGAGCCGUCUCCAUCCGAAACCAUCUCUCCCAAAGUGGCCAGGCCCUUCAUAGAGGCCCUGAAAAGCACCGAACGAGAGGAAGAGGAGAAGGAAGAGAAGGAAGAGGACGAGGAGGAGUGGAACUCACGCGUUCUGGAUGGGGAGAGCGAAUCGGCCAUGAAGCCUCUGGUUUCAGAACUCGGAAAGGCACAAUAUCUUGAGGAACCGUCUCUGCUGAAGGAGCUGGUGGCUGUGGUUGAUCAGCUCACCCCCAUUGAAAAGUAUGCCUUGAAUUAUCUGGAAUUCUUUCAUGCUUCUGCUGAGGAGAAUGAAUCCAAAGAAAACGAGGUGGAAGUCAGGACAGCAAAACGGAAAUGGGAGACUCGGCAUCUGAAAGGGCUGAAAGAGGAAGAGGAGAAAACAUUUCUGCAAGGGAAGGAGGAAGAACUUUUCACGUACACGCGAGAGGACGCCUACAACAAGGAGUAUUUUUACGAAGGACCAGAUGGACAAACUGAAAUAAUGCCACUUUGGACUCCACCCACCCCACCACAGGAUGACAACGACAUUUACAUUGACUCGGUCAUGUGUCUGAUGUACGAGCCGGUCCCCAUCCCAGAAUCCAAGCUGCCUCCCGUGUACGUCAGGAAAGAGCGCAAAAGGCACAAGACCGACCCUUCCACCGCCGGAAGGAAGAAGAAGCAGCGUCACGGAGAGGUGGUCAUCCCUCCUCGCUCCCUCUUUGACCGCGCCACUCCAGGGAUGCUGAAAGUGCGACGGGAAGGCAAGGAGCAAAAGAAGAACAUCCUGCUCAAACAGCAGACCCCUUUUGCCAAGCCCUUGCCCACCCUGGUCAAGCCGGCAGCCGAAGCCGGCCAGGAUAACCCCGAGUGGCUGAUCAGCGAAGAUUGGGCUCUCCUGCAGGCCGUCAAGCAGCUGCUGGAGCUCCCACUCAACCUGGCCAUCAUGUCCCCCGCCCACACCCCCAACUGGGACCUGGUGAGCGACGUGGUCAACUCCUGCAGCCGGGUUUACCGCUCCCCCAAGCAGUGCCGCAACCGCUACGAAAACAUCGUCAUUCCCCGCGAAGAAGGGAAGCUUAUGUAUGAAGCGAAUCCUAAGAAGAAGACUAAAAGCAUUUAUAAGAACUUUAAUGAAUUAAUCCCUGCAACACCCCUUCAGACAAAGAACAGUCGCCCGCUUCGGACCAACCAGCUGUACGCCCAGGACGAAGGUGCCUCGCACACCCAUCUCUACACAAACCAUUUCGAGAUCAUGAAAUUAAUCGCUGGGAAGAGGAGCCCGCCCAUCAAACCCCUACUUGGCAUGAACCCUUUCCAGAAAAAUCCAAAACACACUUCGGUCCUUGCAGAAAGCGGCAUCAACUAUGAUAAGCCCCUGCCUCCGAUUCAAGUUGCGUCUCUCCGGGCAGAACGCAUCGCAAAGGAAAAGAAGGCUCUGGCAGAACAACAGAGAGCUCAACAACAAAACGCCCCACAGCAACCGCAGGGGCAGCAACAACAGCAGCAACCCCAGCAAUCCGGACAGCAAGCCGCUCAGCCAAUGGCGGGGCAGCAAGGGCAGACUCAGCCCCAGGGGCAAGGCCAAGGCAUCCAGCAGCCCCAGGGGGGGCUGCAGGCAGCCGCGACCACCGUGGCAAACACCGCUGUGUUGGCUGGAACCAUGAAACCCACAGUGACUGGGACCAGCAUACAGACAGCUUUCCUUUCAGCCACCGUGAGCGUCAACACCAUGACUGGGGUCCCCGCGACGACGUUUCAACCCAUCAACAAGCGGUUGGCCUCACCCAUUAUACCCGGGACGCUGGCGGUGAGUGCAGGAACCACCACUGGUCAGGUGACCCAUUCCCAGCAGAGAGGCGCCAGCAGCACGUCGGUCACCUCCGCGGAACUGGUGACGCUCGCGUCUACACCGGGAGUUCGAGCGGUCACUUCGGUGACAGCUUCAGCUGUGGUGACCACUAACCUGACCCCAGUCCAGACCCAGCCGAGGUCUUUGGUCACUCAGGUGACCCCAGCGGCUACAGCCAGCGUGCAGCUCUCCGGAAAGACCAUCCCUCAAAAUCACUUCCAGCUCCUACGCCAGCAGCAGCAGACAGGAGGACAGGUCCAGGUUCCCCAAGGCCAAGGCCAAGCCCCAUCACAACCCCAGAUUAAGACCGUCGGCAAGAUCUCCCAGGAGCAGCUCAUCAAGUUCCAGAAGCAGAAGAUGCAGGCAACACAACAACAAGCCCCCCAGCCCCAAGGAGCCCCCGGGGCCCAGCAGCAGGCAGCCCAGGUUCAGGUGCAGCAGCAACAGACGCAGCAGCUCACGGCAGUGGCGGCCUCCAGGCCAGGCGCCGUCCUUGCUGGCACCACAGUCACCGGCCUCCAGGUGGCCCGGCUGACUCGUGUUGCUGCUUCUCAGCUUCAAGGCCAAGGCCAGAUCCAAGGUCAGACGCCUCAAGCAGCCCAAGUGGCUUUGGCCAAGCCACCCGUGAUGUCCGUUCCGGUGGUGUCCUCGGCAGGGGUUACCGCCCUCCCCGUCACCGUCUCUGGAAUCAGCGUGGCGAUUGGGCAGCCGCAGAAAGCAGCAGGAGGGCAGGCAGUGAUGACUCAGCCGCUCCACGUCCAACAGUUUUUGAAGGUGAAGCAAGCUCAGCACCACCAGGCGGCCCAGCAGAAGGUCAUCCAGCCACAGGUGGCCCAAGGACAGGCAGGCGUUCAGCAGAAGGUUAACGCCCAGCAGGUCACCGUCCAGACCCAACAGCCGGCAUCUCAGCAGCAGAAAGUCUACGCCGCCCAGCCAGCCAUCAAAGCUCAGUUCCUACCAACGUCGAUUUCUCAGCCCCAGAAGUCGGGGGGGACGCAGCAGGUCCAGACCCAAAUACAGGUUGCCAAGAUCCCACAGGUGGUCUCCCAACAAGCAGCGGUGGCUAAUAUCCAGCAGAUGGUUUCGGUUUCCCAACAGGUCCAGGCUCAACCCCAAACGGUCACCUUGUCCCAAACCACAGCGGGACAACACCAAGUGCAGGUCAUCCCGGCCACCACUGCCACGGCUCAGGUCGUCCCCCAGAAACUGAUCCAACAGCAAGUGGUCACCACAGCCUCCCCUCAGAUCCAAGCCUCGGUCGUGCCUGCCCAGGCCCCCGCCCCGUCCGACGGGCAGAGCCAGCAAGCGAAAGUGCAGAUGAGAGCGCCCGUCCGAUUAAAGGCUCCGAACAAACCCAGCUGA
Molecule: messenger RNA, 9447 nt
Organism: Protobothrops mucrosquamatus (brown spotted pit viper)
Lineage: Eukaryota; Metazoa; Chordata; Lepidosauria; Squamata; Viperidae
Gene: EP400
Product: E1A binding protein p400
Exons: 54
Coding region: 1-9447 (3148 amino acids)
Molecular function (GO): ATP-dependent chromatin remodeler activity; ATP binding
Source: RefSeq, a predicted model, not a curated record